CUCACUCUCCCAUGGACACUGGGACUACAUUAAACUGAACCCACCGAAAGAUUCUCUGAACUCCGGCCAAAGAUUCUCUCCGAGAGCGAUGCCGAUGAACCGCGUCCUGCUCGCCGGCGUCCGACGCCUAUCCACAUCGGCAUCGCCCUCCUCCGCCGCCGCCUCGCAGCUACAGGGGGGCAAGCGGUGGGACGCGGUGGUGGUCGGCGGCGGCCACAACGGGCUCGCCGCCGCCGCCUACCUCGCGCGCGCCGGCCGCUCCGUCGCCGUCCUGGAGCGCAGGGGCGUCCUCGGCGGCGCCGCCGUGUCCGAGUCGGGCCUCGUCCCGGGGUUCCGCUUCUCCCGCUGCAGCUACCUCCUCAGCCUCCUCCGCCCCUCCCUCAUCCAGGAGCUGGAGCUGGAGAGGCACGGGCUGAAGCUCCUGCCGCGUAGCCCGUCGUCGUUCACGCCGUGCCUGGACGGCAGGUACCUGCUUCUCGGCCCGGACGCGGAGCUGAACCACUCGGAGAUCGGCAAGUUCUCCAAGAAGGAUGCAGAGGCAUACCCAAGGUACGAGGAGCAGCUGGAGAAGUACUGCAAGCUCAUGGACUUCGUCAUAGACUCGCCUCCGCCGGAGCUGAGGCAGCUGUACCAUGCAUCCAUGGUCGACAGGAUGAAGGAUAAGGUCGACAAGUCGGUGUUCUGGAGCAAGCUUGUUGGGAUUGUGAUGCAGCAGGGGCAGAAGGACAUGGUGAACUUCUUCGACCUUCUUCUUUCUCCAGCAUCGAAGGUCUUGAACAACUGGUUUGAGGGUGAAGUAUUGAAGGCGACUCUGGCAACUGAUGCUGUAAUAGGUACUAUGGCUGGUGUGAACACUCCAGGAUCAGGAUAUGUUCUCCUGCACCACAUCAUGGGUGAAACUGGUGGUCAACGUGGUGUUUGGGCGUAUGUCCAAGGUGGUAUGGGCUCAGUGUCAUCAGCUAUAAGCAAAGCAGCUCUUGAAGCAGGGGUACAAAUUGUAACAAAUGCUGAGGUUUCCCAAAUUAUGGUUGAUGAAACUACUGGAAAGGUACAAGGGGUAGGUUUGGCUGAUGGUACAGAGUUGCACUCAUCAGUUGUGUUAUCAAAUGCAACACCAUAUAAAACCUUUGUGGACCUAGUGCCUGCCAAUAUUCUUCCAGAGGAGUUCCUCUGUGCUAUCAAGACAGCAGAUUAUAGCUCUGCGACAACAAAGAUUAAUGUGGCUGUUGAUAGGCUGCCACAGUUUAACUGUUGCAAAGGCAUCAACCCUGAAGGUGGCCCAGAGCACAUGGGCACCAUACACAUUGGGUCUGAAAGCAUGGAGGAAAUUGAUCUAGCAUACAAGGAAGCUACAGGAGGUGUAUCAUCCACAAGGCCUGUUAUAGAAAUGACAAUUCCUUCAGUUUUAGAUAAGACCAUCUCUCCACCAGGCCAGCAUGUUAUUAAUCUGUUUGUUCAGUACACACCCUACAAACUUUCAGAAGGCAGCUGGCAGGAUUCUACUGUUAGAAAAUCCUUUGCUGAAAGAUGCUUUUCCUUGAUUGAUGAUUAUGCACCGGGUUUUAGCUCCUCAGUUAUAGGCUAUGAUAUGCUGACUCCACCUGAUCUUGAAAGGGAGUUUGGCCUAACAGGAGGCAACAUCUUUCAUGGGGCAAUGGGCUUGGACUCUCUGUUCCUAAUGAGGCCUGCCAAGGGAUGGUCAGAUUACAGAACCCCUGUGAAGGGGCUGUAUCUCUGUGGAAGUGGCGCGCACCCAGGCGGUGGGGUGAUGGGUGCCCCAGGACGAAAUGCUGCUUCCGUGGUUUUGGAUGAUCUCAAGACAAGAUAGCUGUUGUAAUUCAUGGAAUUGGAAAUUGCAGCUGACUCUAGAGUAGCAUUUUUAAGCACAAGGCCGCAGAAACUGCAAGAUUAUAUGUUGUAAUCUCUUGUAUCGGAAUGAAAACCUUCUUAUUAAACCAUCUCGUACAGACAAUUUUGUCAUGCUUUUUUGUGUGAUGAAAGGGAUGAGACAUGAGAUACAUUUUUCUGAAUUGAUUGGAAUAUAUACACCUUAUGCAGGGCCAUUCUGAUUUUUUAAA
Molecule: messenger RNA, 2078 nt
Organism: Brachypodium distachyon (stiff brome)
Lineage: Eukaryota; Viridiplantae; Streptophyta; Magnoliopsida; Poales; Poaceae
Product: pyridine nucleotide-disulfide oxidoreductase domain-containing protein 2
Exons: 16
Coding region: 89-1828 (579 amino acids)
Molecular function (GO): oxidoreductase activity
Source: RefSeq, a predicted model, not a curated record